AUGAACACCUGGAAUUACACAAGAGAGUCUGACUUCAUCCUCAUGGGACUGACAGAUUCCAGAGAGAUACAGCAAGUCCUUGCUGUGCUGUUUCUCCUGAUAUACUUGGUCACUGUGCUGGGGAACACAGGCAUGAUGCUGAUCAUUCAUCUGGAUGACCAGCUUCACACCCCAAUGUAUUUCUUUCUAAUACAUCUGUCAUUCCUUGACCUCAGUUACUCAACUGUCAUCACACCUAAAACCUUCAAGAACCUCUUCACCUCCAUCAAGAACAUUUCCUUCAUGGGUUGCUUCACCCAGCUGUACUUUUUUGUUUUGUUUGCUGGUGCUGAAUGUUUUCUUCUCUCCUCUAUGGCCUAUGACCGCUACGUAGCUAUAUGCAACCCUCUACACUACCCAGUUGUUAUGUCCCGAAGACGAUGUCAUACCCUCCUCACUGGUUCCUACUUGAUGGGAGCUAUAGACUCUUCUACCAAUAUGUUAUGUCUAAGCAGGACGGAUUUCUGUGACUCUCAUGUUAUCAAUCACUUUUUCUGUGACACACCCGCAGUUCUAGCCCUGUCCUGCAGUGAUACUUAUGUCAUUGAAAUGAUAAUAAUCAUUGUCUCUGGUUCAACUCUAAUGCUAUCUCUUCUCACCAUAUCAAUGUCUUAUGCAUCUAUUCUCUCUACCAUCUUGAAAAUCAGUUCUACUUCUGGAAAGCAAAAGGCCUUUUCCACUUGCGCCUCUCAUCUCCUGGCAGUCACCAUAUUUUAUUGUACUAUGAUCUUCACUUACUUGAAACCAAAAAGAUCCUACUCCUUGGGAAAGGACCAAGUGGCUUCUGUUUUCUACACCAUUGUGAUUCCCAUGCUGAAUCCACUCAUUUAUAGUCUCAGAAACAAAGAAGUAAAAAAUGCUUUCUGUAGGGUUAUAAAGAAAAGGGUGGACUCCAGGUAG
Apodemus sylvaticus (European woodmouse) is the source of this 939-nucleotide messenger RNA. Its product is annotated as olfactory receptor 8H1-like. Gene Ontology annotation, cellular component: membrane. NCBI's taxonomy places the organism in Eukaryota, Metazoa, Chordata, Mammalia, Rodentia, Muridae. Gene Ontology annotation, molecular function: olfactory receptor activity; odorant binding; G protein-coupled receptor activity. The record is from RefSeq and is a predicted model, not a curated record. The transcript has a single exon. Gene Ontology annotation, biological process: sensory perception of smell; G protein-coupled receptor signaling pathway. Bases 1 to 939 code for a protein of 312 amino acids.